GACGGCACUGAGGAUCUCUAUACAGCAUCGAGCAUGCCUAGCCUGUUGGAAGAAAAAUCAACUGACAAACUGUUGAACUCUCUGAAACCUCGUACUUUAGUCGCUUAGCUGUUUGUUUGCUCUUACCUAUCUGCAAAACUACGGUUUCCGAUUCAACAAGCCAUGGAGGCAGAAGAUUGCGAGAUGGAAAGCUCUAUUCCUUCGCUUCUUCUGAGUUUAAUGAAGUCUAAGCAGAUGGAAGUGCUUUCUGCAGAAGACAUUGCUUGGGUUGACUCCUGCCUGGUCAAAGAUCCUGAAAAUUCAAAUGGUAAUUGGGAUUCUCUAAAAGAUGCCUUACUAGAAAUCCUCAGCUCCCAACCCGAAUCAUUAGACUCCUCUGCUUCUGUAAGUGAUGGCUUUCCUGAAGGAACUGAUGUUGAAAUACUUCCUUCUAAUGAGGAGGCGGAAACUGUGCAGUUCCAAGGAAGAACCGAGAAUGAUCUUGUUCUCAUUAAUGAAGAAGCAAAAACAGAUGGUUAUGAUUUUCCAAUCGAGUUGAAGAAUAAUACCUUGCAGUCAUUAGCUUUUGAGGGAAAUCCAUUUCUCCCGACUUACACUGAAGGCCUGAAAGAGAGUAAGGGUAUUGAAUCAAAGCUUGAUUUGGGUUCUUCGGCUUAUGAGAUGGAGCCAUCGACUGGAGAUAUCUUCAGGGUCUGGGAUUUGGACAUUCCAGCUGAGGAAGACGAACUUGAUAAACAAUUGAACAAGGCCCUAGCAGAAAUUUCUUUUGAAUCGAUACCAUCAACUUCUAACGAUUCAGGGGUGUGGAAAGAUUUGGAAGAAGAGCCUCUUUUUAAUCUAAUUGCUGGCAUGGCAGAUCUCUCUUUAAAUCAAAAUUUUAGGUAAAGAAUUGUGUAAUCAUCUGUUUUUUUUUGCGCACUCUGAUGCUGACAUUUGGUUUCGAGUUGUUCUGUUAAGAGUUUGAUUGAGGAAUUUGAAUUUCCCUGUAAAUCGAAGCAACCAUGUGUUCAAAAACAAUUAACAGAUUCAUAAUUUAGAUAAAAUCCAGCUUAAACAGUUCAUUAA
Molecule: messenger RNA, 1065 nt
Organism: Alnus glutinosa
Lineage: Eukaryota; Viridiplantae; Streptophyta; Magnoliopsida; Fagales; Betulaceae
Exons: 2
Coding region: 163-885 (240 amino acids)
Source: RefSeq, a predicted model, not a curated record